AUGGCCAAUUCAAUCAAAGUUGCAGUUGUUCAAAGUGAACCUGACUGGUACAAUCUUCAAGGGUCGGUUAAAAAGGCCAUCAAGCUUAUCAUUGAAGCUGCUGAAGGUGGUGCUGAGCUUAUAGCAUUCCCUGAGGUUUUCAUUCCUGGCUAUCCACUUUUCUUAUGGAACAACGCUGCUAAUGUGGAUAGAAAUUCUGACUAUAUUAGAAACUCCUUAUCAUAUGACUCACCCGAGUUUCAAUCCAUCAUUGACACCAUCAAAGAAUAUCCAAUCAACGUUGUUCUUGGUUUGUCUGAAAGAUAUAAAAACUCUGUUUAUAUUGCCCAAUGUAUCAUUGAUAAAACUGGUGAAAUUGUUCUCAAAAGAAGAAAGUUGAAGCCAACCCACGUUGAACGUGUUAUGUAUGGCGAUGGUCGACCAAGUGAUACUAAAAAUGUUGAAAAUUUGACCUUCAAUGAAGCAGGAGUUAGAGCAGUAGGUGGAUUGAAUUGUUGGGAACAUUUCCAACCUCUUCUCACCUUCAAUUCUGCCUGCCAACACGAAGAAAUACACGUUGGAUCUUGGCCUGUUUUAAGUGAUAGUGGUCCAUACUAUUCUCAACAAGCAGCAGGUAGUUUAGUCUCUGCUUCCGCCUAUGCUCUUCAAACCCAAUCUUACUACCUUUUCGCUUGUGCAAUUGCUACCGAUAAAAUUUUGGAUAAGAUCGGUGGUAAUAUGCCAGAAUUUUUCUCGAAUGCUCCUGGUUGUAGUUGUAUCUUCGCUCCUGAUGGGGGUAAGAUUACUAAGGAUACCGCUCCAGAUUUUGAUGGUGUGAUUUUCCACGAUCUUGAUAUGGAUUACAUUGCUAACAACAAACAUUUGGUGGAUGUUGUCGGUCACUAUUCCAGACCAGAUAUUAUUUCACUUAACGUCCAUGAUUCCAAUCAGGAAUUAUACCAUAAUGAAUUACAGUGA
Messenger RNA from Hyphopichia burtonii NRRL Y-1933, 957 nucleotides. RefSeq names its product carbon-nitrogen hydrolase family protein. Gene Ontology annotation, molecular function: catalytic activity. Bases 1 to 957 code for a protein of 318 amino acids. NCBI's taxonomy places the organism in Eukaryota, Fungi, Ascomycota, Pichiomycetes, Serinales, Debaryomycetaceae. The record is from RefSeq and is a predicted model, not a curated record. The transcript has a single exon.